AUGCCGUCAUGCAGGCAUCCCAAGAAGAGCCCCCGGAAAAACCAGCCAAAGAGCCCUGAAAAAGGCGCCAAGAGGGCCAAACCACCGCCGCCGCCUUUUUUCGCGGCCAGGAACCCGGGCCCCUCGAGCGCGAUCCCGUCCUCAUCGCCUGCCUUCGCGACGCCUGCACACCCGUUAAAGCCAUUCCAACCACCAGCUCCCGCGAAAGCAGCUGUUCUCCCCAUAAUCCUCCCUCCUGCGACAUUGAGGCCACUGGCAUUCCGGACCUUCACCAAGAAACACAGCUUGACGCUAACGUCCUCGGCGCUCCAGGAGCUGGCCACUUUUAUCGGCAGGCAUUGCGGCUCGGGAUGGAGGGAAGAGGGUCUCGCCGAGAAGGUCUUGGAAGAGGUCGCCCGGACAUGGAAGAAUCGCAAUGGCGGGGUCAUCGUGGAGGGCACCAGCCCCGAGCUGAAAGACAUCCUCAAGACCCUGGAGGGAAACAUGAGCGGCGGGAAGAUCCUGACAGGCCCCCGGGGUUUGAGUCGUCAGAACAGCUUGAUGUUUGAGCCGGCUGACGAUGCGGACCUCUCGAAGACCAGACAAGGACUGAGGCCGACAACAACGCUCGCACGGGAUGACAGCCAAACCAGCUUUGGCAUGUCUAGCAUGGACGUUGACGAGGAACCGGACGACGAGGAACUGCAGGAUGUUAGGAAGUGGCUCAAAGUUAUCAACGCCUUUGACCAGCCGCGGUACACAUACAACGUCGCGAAGAAACAUUUCGAGAAAGUCACUUCUAAACCAUCUAUCUUACCCUCUGCCUUGCACAAGACCGAGGCCUUCCGGAAUCGAUACAACGUUAUCCAUCAGCGACUGCUCCGCAACGAAUCCUUUCAGACAUCAACCGUCACAAGCUCUAGGAGCACCGUACUCCGUCGGGGCGCAUCCUCCGCUAUGCAGUCGCACAAGAUAACGCCUAUCGCAAACCUCCUCGGCCGCCACGGUACCAAUCACAUGCUACUCGGGAUGCUGGUCAUCUUGCCCACCGGAAACCUCGCCAUCAGCGACUUGACGGGGACCAUCACGCUCGACUUGUCGCAUGCAGUCGCCAUCCCGGAGGAUUCGGCAUGGUUCACGCCGGGCAUGGUGGUGUUGGUCGACGGUAUUUACGAAGAAGAGGAGGAGUCGACGGGCAAGGGGCUGAGCGGCAGCAGCGGUGUGGGAGGUACCAUUGGUGGCCGCUUCCAGGGGUUCUUCAUUGGCCAGCCGCCCUGCGAGAAGCGUCGCGCGACACUGGGAGUGAGUGGUCUGGAAGGCGGAGCGGAUCAUACCAUCGGGGGCGGCUUCGGAUGGAUAGACUUCCUCGGGGUAGGGAGUGAGCGGGCUGUCGGCUCUCGCAUGCGAAAGCUGGAACAGAGAUUAAUACGCCAGCCGUCGUUGGCAGAUCCAGACAGCCCCGGACGAAGUCGCAUGGUCAUCGUGGGCGAGCUGAACCUCGACCAGCCGCGCAGCCUGCAGGCAUUGAGGAAGAUCCUCUCUCUCUAUGCCACCGAUCCGGAAGGGUCGACUCCCAUGACCUUCGUCCUUGCUGGCAACUUCACUACCCACGCCGUCAUGGCCCGCGGCGGUAGCGGUGGGAGCAUAGAGUACAAGGAAUUCUUCGAUGCCUUGGCCUCCACGCUAGCCGACUUCCCCAUGCUCCUGACCACAGCAACCUUCAUAUUUGUCCCCGGCGACAACGACGGGUGGGUGUCGGCAUUCUCAGGGGGCGCCGCCGUUCCGCUCCCGAGGAAACCCGUGCCGGAUCUUUUUACCUCCCGAAUCAGGCGGGUCUUCACGGCAGCCAACGCUGAAGCAGGGCUGUCCUCCGCCGAAAACAAAGGGGGCGAAGCCGCUUGGACCACGAACCCUUGCCGCCUCUCGCUCUUCGGACCCAACCAUGAGAUCGUCCUCUUUCGAGACGAUAUCUCAGCCCGUCUUCGCCGCUCCUCCGUCCGCCUCAAGAGCAAGGCCGCCGCCGCCGCCGCCAACGACGACGAACCACAACCACAGCCACAGGGGGACAAUGACGACGUGACCAUGUCUGGCGCCAACCCCGCCGCCGCCCCCUCCUCUCCUUCCCGACCCGACGCGAUGGACGUCGACCCUAUCCCCCAGGAUCAGCAGACCCCACCCUCCAGUCCGGGGCAGCCUCCCAAAGACGACGUACCGUACGACGUUCUUGCCGCCCGCAAACUCGUCAAAACCCUCCUGGACCAGGGCUAUCUUGCCCCCUUCCGCCAGUCCAUCCGCCCCGUGCACUGGGACUACACGUCAGCGCUGUAUCUGUACCCGUUGCCGACGGCCCUGGUGCUGGUGGACACGACCGCGCCGGCCUUCUGUGUGACCUACGAGGGCUGUCACGUCAUGAACCCCGGGAGCAUCCUGGUCAGUGGUCGGCGGGGCGUGGCGAGAUGGAUCGAGUACGCGGUGGGGACGGGAAAGGGGGGUAGGGUUCGGGAGUGUACCUUCUGA
This is a messenger RNA of Chaetomium strumarium, 2496 nucleotides long. Its product is annotated as DNA polymerase alpha/epsilon subunit B-domain-containing protein. Gene Ontology annotation, molecular function: DNA binding. Gene Ontology annotation, cellular component: epsilon DNA polymerase complex. The transcript has 3 exons. Lineage: Eukaryota; Fungi; Ascomycota; Sordariomycetes; Sordariales; Chaetomiaceae. The coding region runs from base 1 to 2496 and encodes 831 amino acids. Gene Ontology annotation, biological process: DNA-templated DNA replication; error-prone translesion synthesis. The record is from RefSeq and is a predicted model, not a curated record.